UGUUUGUUUGAGCACGUUGAACAGCAUUUAUCUACAUUCUUUCGUUGGCCGCACUUUCUGUGGACACAAUGGCUUCUAGAAAGGGUAGAGCUACCCGAAAGCUGCGUUUUGGUAAUUCUGUUUCGGAAGAGCUCGGUCGUGUAAGGGACAACGAAUUUUGCAGUAUCGACGAGGAGCCUGUGGGAGAGCCCGAUAACGACGAAGAAGAGGAAACUGAUUUUGAGGAAUUCUCAAGUGAAGAAGAAUGGGAACCAGAAAGUGAGCCAACCACCAAAAAACAACGUCUUCUCUUUCUAUCCCCCACCAGCACACCUUACACCCCCAAAACCCCCACAUCUUGUUCUGGUGUUUCCUUGAGUCCAUGGUCAACUCCCAAAGGAAGGUCUCAUUCUCCACAGGUGAGAAAAAGGUCUGCACGUGGCAGGUCAGUGGAGAGUGACACAGGCUCUUGGAAUGACAUCAGCGUGGAGGAUGAAGCUCCAGUGCUACCCAAUUUUCAUCCAAAGCGAACCCCAGGACCUCAGGUCGUCAUGGACAGAAUCUAUUCCCCCUUACAACUAUUUCAGCUUUUCUUCCCAACCUCUGUGAUAGACACCAUUGUGACGAACACAAAUAGUUAUGCGAAAAUGAGGUCUGAAGCUGGUGUAAAAUUCCCUUGGGUGCCUUUGAAAGCACAUGAAAUGUAUUCGUUUAUUGCGCUUGUUAUUUACAUGGGGCUUCUUGGUGCAAAAAAUAUUGUAGACUACUGGUCCAGAAAAGACAUUUACUGUUUACCUUUUCCAAAAUCGGUGAUGUCCAGGUCCAGAUUUAAUGCUAUCACUUGGAAUCUGCAUCUUUGCGAUCUUAAAGAGGAUCGAGCGAAUGCACUGAAAAAAGGGACUCCUGACCAUGACAGGCUUUUCAAAAUAAAGCCCCUUUACACUGACAUCAUCAAUGCGUGCAAAACGUACUUCCAUCCAAACAGACAGCUGUCGGUGGAUGAGAGGAUGGUGGCUACUAGAGCGAGAAUCGGCUUCAAACAGUACAUGAAGGACAAGCCUACCAAGUGGGGUUACAAACUCUUUGUUCUUGCUGAUUCUGCCUGUGCCUACACAUGGAACUUCUUUGUUUAUGAAGGUAAAUCUAAGCUGGCCACAGGUAAAGGAAUGAGUUACGAUUCUGUGAUCCGCCUCCUGGAUUUUCCUCUUCUUGGCAAAGGCUACCAGGUGUUUAUGGACAACUUCUAUACAAGCCCAGGCCUUUUAUUGGACUUGCUGGAUAAAAAGACACUUGCGUGUGGCACGAUACGUUCCCACCAACAGGGCUUUCCUAGAACAAUGACCAAUGACCUCAGCCUCAGAGCCCAAAAGGGAUCCAUGCGCUGGCUUCGGAAAGGUAAGCUCCUCUUUGUGAGGUGGAUGGACUCAAGGGCGGUUUCAAUGUGUUCAACAAUGCACAAGGCAUAUGAUGGUGCUACCGUCACCAGGCGUGUUAGGAAUCCCAAGAGGGAGUGGGAAAUUAGGGAGAUCCCAAUUCCAGCAGCAACGAAGGACUACAAUAAAUAUAUGGGAGGUGUGGACGUUUCGGAUGCUCUAAUUGGGUACUACAAUGUCCUACACAAAACCAAAAAAUGGUACAAGACCUUUUUUUUUCAUUUCAUCGAUAUCGCCGUGGUGAACAGUUUUAUUCUCCAUCAGCAACUGUCCAAAUCUCAGAAUAAGAGCCAUCUCACCCAGAAGGAAUUUAGAGAGACGCUUGUGUCUGAGCUGGUAAGGAUUGGUACACUGUCCAACUCAUCAGCUGCCCCCAAGACAUCCACAUCAUGUGACCCAGAGCCGUCCAAAUCAUGUGACCCAGAGCCGUCCACAUCAUGUGACCCAGAGCCGUCCACAUCAAAUCCCUACACAACUAAGGUCGACUCAACGAAACAGACAUGCUGGCCAGAGUAUUACGGGUCAGAUGCCACAAUUGGGAGGAGAAUCUGUGUCUUUUGCAAACUUUCAGGACUCAAAGUAAAGACACCUGUGUACUGUUCAAAAUGCAGUGUAGCUUUGUGCUUUGUGCCUACAAGGAACUGCUUCAGAAAAUGGCACGAUGAAAAGCACGGGGAAAAAUAAGUGGAUUGUUGUGUCUCGUCAACAGGCUGUUGACUAAAAGUUGUGCACUCACUCCGCUGAAGUGCUUUUUUCUCUAUAUA
Messenger RNA from Rhinichthys klamathensis goyatoka, 2176 nucleotides. Its product is annotated as piggyBac transposable element-derived protein 4-like. The transcript is spliced from 2 exons. Lineage: Eukaryota; Metazoa; Chordata; Actinopteri; Cypriniformes; Leuciscidae. The coding region runs from base 69 to 2096 and encodes 675 amino acids. The record is from RefSeq and is a predicted model, not a curated record.